Closterium sp. NIES-67 is the source of this 2479-nucleotide messenger RNA. The record is from the annotation of a GenBank genome assembly. NCBI's taxonomy places the organism in Eukaryota, Viridiplantae, Streptophyta, Zygnematophyceae, Desmidiales, Closteriaceae.
CAAUCAGGCAGUCAAUGAGCAGGCGACGAGCGGAUGCCGCGUGAAAGAACCCGGCUGUCAGCUGAUUUCCGACAUUCGCGCUCUGAUGGUAAUCCCAACCCCAGGGUAGGCACUACAGCUCACGAAGUCUAUCAUUCCAAGCCCAGACGAGCUCAAUCCAAUAAAAGAAAAACCCAGCACGAAGAUUUCCUCGAUCAGCGAGCACGCCUAUAAUUUUUGUUUCUGUCAUCGAUUCCCCCGUAUUGAAGGAACGUUGAGCCGCCAUGUGGGCCACCAGGGGGCGCUGGUUUCGACCCAGCGCGCACAGCGGCACGCCGGAUGGCCCGCCGAGGAAGAGCUGCGCACGCGAGCCCGCCAGACCCACUAGCGAAACCGUCGAGCGCAGCCGUCGCGGUGAACUGGAGGAGACGAGCAGCGGCGGGCCAGUUGCGCGGGGGCAGCAGGACUAUCGCCCCAGAGUCCAUCCCAAUCCCAGCAGCGACGCUCGCUCCAAGCCCGCCAGGCCCGCUGGCGGAACCGCAACCGGCGCGUCAGAGGAGCGGUCUCCAGAUGCUGGCACCGCGGCAGGCGCCGCUGGCGGCGCUGCCGCGCCUUUCUUCGGAGCCUCGUCUUUGCGCGGGAAGGGAAGUGGCGCCUCUGCGAAAGGCGCGAGCAAGCGCGCAAGCGCACGGGAUGCGUCCGCUAGCGGGGCGUGUUUAGGCGGACUGGUGGAUCUGCGGACCCUGGGGUCUGCGCGGGGGGGAGCGGCGAGCGCAUCGGGGGAGCGCAAGGCGCUAGCGUCGUUCCGGCGGCAGCACAUGAUGCGAUUCCUGGGCGACGCGAACCUGCUCGUGCUGCAGCUGCACGGCAAGGCGCUCUGCUGCGGACGAUCGCAGGCCAAGCUGGUCGACGAGGGCGACGAGGGCGACGAGGAGGACGAUCAGGACGAGGAGGACCACGGAGCCAGAGAGGCGGGAGAGGCGGGGGAUGAGAGAAAGGGAGGCGCGGAAGAACAGGAGGAAGAGACCGAGACGGGGGAUGAUGAGGAGGAUUUCGGGCUUGACGAGGCGGUGUCCUCUCUGGACGCUGGAGCGGAAGAAGGCGAGGGGAAGGAGAAAGCGGGAGACUUUAACAUCCCUGGGUCCAGGGCGAGGGGAGGGGCAACCGGGCAGUCCGAAGGCUCCCUCUUGGUAGCCUCGGAGAUCGGCAGCUCGAGGGAUGGCGCCCCUUCGGCGAACGCGAAACCUCGCGACGUCACAGGCUCGAAGGGACGUGCGACACCUCCGGCGACGCCGAUGACGACGUCCAUGCGAUUGCGCUCGUCGCAAUCGCGGUGGGAGCAGGUGCUGAGCGACUGGGCGGCGAGCGCGCGACUGGCGGCGGAUGAAGUCGCACAGGGGCACGAGGUGUGCGAGGGAACGCAAAACGAAGGGAGCGAGCAAAAGGAGAGAACCUCAGGUGCUUCAGAGAAAAGGGAAUCUGCGACUGGAGAGGGGGUGAGGAGCCUCGAGGCUCUUAGAGAGGACGCGAUAUCUGGCGCGGGUGGCUGCGAGGUCUCGCAAGUGAGGGGGACAGCAUCAGGCACUGAGGGUGACAGGAGCUCGACGGCUGCAGCGGUGGCAGACUGCCAGCAGCUUGCUGCGAUGGGUUCCUGCGAUGGUCGCACAGCUUGCUCCGACGACGACGAUCGUCGCACAAACGACCGUGCGUCUGCGACGACUGGCGAUGCUGGUGCAUCUCGGGUCGACAGGGAGGGUAGCAUCGGUGGCACGGGGAGUUGCGACAAGGGCGUCGCGGCGAAAGGCAUGGGCGGCAAUGCGUGUGUUGUUCAAUCUGAGGUGGUGGUGGGGUUGGAAAACCGCGAACGCGGUGACGAGAAACGGACAGGCACUCCUUUUAGUGCGGAUGGUGACUGUACUGGCGGUAACAGUGGGGGUGGUGUAGAUGAGAUUUCUAUAGAUGAGUGCAAAAGGGAUAAAUUCUUGAAGGUGGAAGCGGAAGAGGCUGAGUCAUCAUGUACUCAGACUGUACAUGCAGACAGCAAGGUGUGCCAAGAUGACGUCAGCUUGAGGAAGGGAGGAGCAGGGCGGGGAGCAGCAAGUGUGUUGCGUGCACCGGAAGCUACAAGAAGCAGGGAAGUUCGCAGCACCCAGGUGGAAGGGGAGAGUGAGGGAAGGGCUGAACAGAGGCAGAGGAAGGAUAGGCAUUCUUGGCUGAAGUACCACAGCCUGUGUGGGGUGGAGGGGGUGCAGUGGAAUAGCUGGGCAAGGGUGUGGGGAAGGCGGAAUUGCAGAGCUGCAUCUUGACGCCUCUGUGGCUUUGAGUUCUGAGGAUGAGAAUGGAGGUGGUUUUUUGGUCUUGUAUGAUGUGUAGGUAUCGUAACAUCCCGGAUAUAAGACCCCCUAGUAAUAGAAGACCCUGGGUCUUCUAUUAGGCGCUUAUCUUGUGGUAACCCGGUUUUUUGCCCCUGGAUCUAGGGCCAUUUGGAAUAUUUCUAAAC